AUGCUGUGGCGUAUAGAGUUCCUCAUCAAACAUACUCCCGGUGGUGCUGCAUGCCCGCCCAUAUCCGGGCUUACUGUCACAGUUUUGGGAACUUGCGCAGAGGAGGAUCCCGGAUAUGUCGAGCAAAUAUCCCCAAUUACGUGGAGGUACCAUCGAGUUCUCGAGCUGCACUCAGAAAUGGACGAGCUUACCUUUGUCGCUCAGUCGGAAGACUGCGGUGACUUGGGCUAUCUGUUCUUCACCAGCGACGAGUUGUCAGCGCUCAUGGUAGUAGAAUCCGACGUCAAGUUGGAGCGCGAUUUUAUAAUGGAGGGUGACAGUGUGGGCCACCUGAAAGUUCACUUUUGCAUCGGUAUACAGCGCAACACCAACGAAGAUUUAACGCCAGUUUUCUCCCUACGCGAACUGGGGUUAUCCCUUGUUACGCCAGAAAACUCUGCUGAACAUCCUUCCGUCACUCUGAAAGCUAUGGGCGAUCACCUCAUCGGCCAAUUCAAGAACACCCUGAAAAUAGAUGACGUUACGAAAGCCCUCUCUGCGUAUCAGCACGCUAUGAAGCUGGCAUCCCCCAACGACUCAAACUAUGGAAUUUACCUCUGUGGUGCCGUCGGUGCGCUGUUGGAACGGUUUAAAUUCUCGGGGAAUGUUGCCGACAUUGACCGAGCUAUUUCAAUGAUGAAAGAAGAAGUUGCUCGCUCCAGGGAAGGCACUAGUUCCUUGAACCAAGCUGCUGGCCUCAACAAUUGCGUAACCUUAUUCCGCACUCGGUUUGAACACUAUGGGAAACCCCAGGAUCUCAAAUUCGCGCUCAAAUAUCAGCAGCAGAUGGUCGAAAUCACGGCCCAAAGCGAUACCUCCUUACCUAAAAGGCUUCAAGUUCUGGGGUACUUGUUCAGAACAUGGCAUGCAUAUAGCAGUGAUCCCACGGACCUCGAAAACGCCAUUGUAAAUCACAAAAUGGCGGUUCAACUCACAUCUGAGGAUGAUCCGGAGUUACCCAGCAGGCUCAUGGGUCUGGGAACCUCUUUCCGGAUUCGUUUCGAACGAUACGGGCAUGAUCUUGCAGAUCUUGAAGGUGCCAUACGCAACCAAGAGAGAGCUGUUCGACUCUUUCCUGAGGGACAUAUAAACAGGCCAGGUGUAUUGGAUGACCUUGGACUUUCUCUUUUCGCUCGCUUCCAGCACACUAGAAACAGAGAGGACCUCGAUGCUUCCAUAAAGAUGCACCAGCAGGCGAUCCAGAUUAUUCCCCAGUAUCACAGUGACAGAGCUUCAUUCUUUUCUAACCUCGCCACUUCGCUUCAAACCCGCUGCGAAUACUACGGAGACCUCGAAGACAUCACGACCGCCAUUAACUACCAUCAGCAGGUGCUCAAAGUCACCCAAGACAGCCGUUCCGACAUCAUAGCCUUACUUCUCAAUAAUCUUGGAGAGGCAUUUUGGACUCAAUAUUCAAUGACGGGAGCCGUUGCCCACCUCGACAGCGCUAUCCCAAACUACGAGAGAGCCCUCGAACUUCUCGACAUCCUUGGCUCCAGAUUUGCGAUGCAUCGUGUCACCAAUAUCUCAAGUUGGGAGGGGGUCCGAGUCCGAACUCUCUUGAACCUUGCCCGGACAUUGACGACACGCUUCGAGAAUGGAAAAGGAAACCUCGAGGACAUCAACCGUGCCAUCUCGUAUGAGCAGACAGCAAUCCAACUCCUUCCCGAGGGGCAUGAUAGCCUUGCGGGCUGUCUUUCGGGCCUCGGUAUCUCAUUAGCAGCUCGUUUCAAAACACUUGGGAACUUGGAGGAUAUAGAAGUUGCCAUCUCUAAUCAGCAGAGAGCAGUUGGGAUGACCAGGGAGGGACAUGUUGACUUGCCGACACGGCUCGCGCACCUCGCGUCUUCAUAUCUGGCUCGCUUCCAGAAAUUGGGUAACCGCCAGGACAUCGAAAGCGCCAUCGAAAAUCAGCAAAGAGCGGUGCAGCUGACUCAUGAGGUGCAUCCUCAACAACAUGUGCGACUUGCUGAUCUCGGAAACCUUUUUUCAAGUCGUUUUACAGAUCUUGGGGACACUGUGGACCUCGAGAACGCUAUCUUAAUUCUCCAGCAAUCAGUACAAUGCGCUCCUCCAUGGUUUACUCACCUCCCUUUGCGACUUAUGAAUCUUGCAGCAGCGCUUGCUUCACGUUUUUCCUAUAACCAGGAAAUAGGCGACCUUGAAAGGGCCAUAUCGAACUUGGAGCAGGCGGUCAAGUUAUUCCCCGAGCACCAGGCGGAGCUGCCCAUGUGCCUCAGUAACCUUGGAAUAACCUUGAUAGUACGCUUUGAAAAGACCGGAAACCCCGACGACGUCGAUUGUGCUAUUUCACACAUGCAGAAGGCCCUCGCUCUCAUUCCUGACAGCCAGACUUUCAAGUUGGCACAAGCGCUUGCAGGCUUGGGAGGCUCCUUUUCUGCUCGCUUCACAAACACUCAGGACCUUGCAGACAUUGAUCUCGCCAUCUCAUACUUCCAACAAGCCGUAAAUGCCGUCCCAGUCGGUCACACUGACCACCCAGUCUUCCUAUCCGGCCUUGCAAGGUCAUGUGCCAAUCGCUUUGGCAAGACCAAAGACCUGGCUGACAUUGAAAGGGCAAUAGCAAGUCACCAAAAAGUAGUCCAGUGCACUCCCAAGGAGCAUCACGGGCUGGCCAUCCGCACUUAUGACCUUGCAACUUCGCUGCUAACUCGCUUUGAGGUGACAGGGGAUCCUCAAAGCCUUGCUCAAGCGAUAGCAAUGUUUAAAAAGGCAACAAAAGAGACAAGUGGGCAUCCGCGAACGCGCCUUUCUGCUGGCUACGCAUGGGGGAAAUUAUGCACGCAAUAUCAUACGUCUGAGUUCUCGGAGGCAUGGAAUGUCACCAUUGGACUAUUGUCCCAGGCUGCUGGCUUAGAACAAACGAUAUCCAAACGUCACAACAAUCUUGUUUACAUAUCCACUAUAACCACCUUUGCGACAGGUGCGGCCUUCGACAACAGCGCCUUCGAAAGUGCCCUCGCUUGGCUAGAGCAAGGUCGUUGCCUUGUCUGGAACCAAAUCAGCCAACUUCGUACGCCAGUGGACAGGUUGCGAGUCUCCAAGCCAUCUCUUGCUGGCCGCUUCUUGCAACUGGCCAACGGCUUGGAAGCUUCUGGAUUUCGUCAACAGUCGUCGAUACCCGCCGCAGAAGUAGCCAUUACACCCAGAACAAUUGCAAUUCAAGACGAAAUUCAUGCUCAUGCCCGAUUUGCAAAGGAUUGGGACAAUCUACUUUCAGAGAUCCGAAGGAUUCCAGGGUUCCGGGAUUUCCUUCAGCCCCCCAAAGUCACCGACAUUCUUGAACGGCUGCCACAGGACACUCCGAUCGUCAUCUUCAGCAUCGCCCAAGAGCGAUGCGAUGCCCUAGCAUUGGUUUCUGGUGUGGAUACUCCCAUCCAUAUUGCGCUUGCAGAUUUCACCUACGAGAAAGCGAUCGAACUUCGUCGCGAGCUCCAAGGAUAUCUGAGGGCACAUGGUGUUCGCCUGCGGGAUGAUGAGCCUGAUCCUGAUGCGGAUCGCGGUGGACACCAGGUUCAGUACCAAAGACGACAAGGCGGCCUUCAUAGGAUUCUUCGAUCGCUGUGGUUGGAUGUGGUUCAGCCGAUAUUAAGCGGUAUUGGGUACUCGUCCCCGCCGUCACACCGAAUGCGUAUUUGGUGGUGCCCGACCGGCCCACUCGCGUUCCUGCCGCUCCACGCUGCAGGGAUUUAUGGCGAGGACAGAACUCCUGGAUCUCUAGUUUCCGAUUUCGUUGUUUCCUCGUACACACCGACUGUGACCGCCCUUCUCGAGAAACUAAAAGAAGAGCCCGCGAAAAAGCAAGGACACGACACAAUACUCCUCGUCAGCCAGCCAGAGACUCCGGGGCGUACCAAGCUGCCAGGGGCGAAAAAGGAAACUGAGGCGCUUAUAGCGCUGAUGUCCGGAAAGGGAAUAGAACCCCAGUUGCUCGAGGGAGAGGAGGCCACGACCGUCAGAGUCAAGACGGAGAUGGCUGCCCACAGUUGCAUCCACUUGGCCUGUCACGCCGUCCAGGACAUCGCGAAACCUCUCAACAGCGGGUUUUGCUUGCACGACGGUCUACUUCAGCUCCUCGAGAUCAUGCCCCAGCGCCUUGCAAACACCGAGCACGCGUUCCUGUCUGCGUGCCAGACGAGCACAGGAGACGAGAACCUUUCAGACGAGGCCGUUCAUCUUGCAGCGGGCAUGUUGGCUGCUGGGUACCGGGGAGUGGUGGCGACGAUGUGGUCGAUCCGGGACAAAUACGGACCUGAAAUCGCAUCAACCUUCUACAGUCGUCUCUUGGAAGAAGGGGAGUCGUGCGCUGAGGAAGGAGUGGUAACGAAGAUUGAUGGUGCUGGUGCUGCGCGUGCACUUGACUUUAGCGUGCAGAAGAUUCGAGAGAAGCUGGGAGAUGGGGAGAGCGACCUUUUGGCGUGGUUGCCUUACGUCCACUUUGGAGUUUGA
Molecule: messenger RNA, 4509 nt
Organism: Cyclocybe aegerita
Lineage: Eukaryota; Fungi; Basidiomycota; Agaricomycetes; Agaricales; Hemipholiotaceae
Source: the annotation of a GenBank genome assembly